Gossypium arboreum is the source of this 642-nucleotide messenger RNA. Its product is annotated as myosin-16-like. Gene Ontology annotation, molecular function: microfilament motor activity; actin filament binding; ATP binding. The record is from RefSeq and is a predicted model, not a curated record. Lineage: Eukaryota; Viridiplantae; Streptophyta; Magnoliopsida; Malvales; Malvaceae. The coding region runs from base 156 to 431 and encodes 91 amino acids. Gene Ontology annotation, biological process: actin filament organization; vesicle transport along actin filament; pollen tube growth. Gene Ontology annotation, cellular component: myosin complex; vesicle; actin cytoskeleton. The transcript has 4 exons.
UAAAGACAACUGAACACACAUCAUGUCAGUGUUUUUUUUUACACUUCUAAAACGCGCUUUUCCUUAGUUGAAAAAGCUGAGAAUUUUAGAAUUUUUUAAGUCAAAAGUGCUUUUGACUGACUAAUUACUUCUUUAUCCUCAAUUUUUCAUGGUAUAUGGACAAUUUCUUCUUCAUUUUUUCUUCCAUAGAAUCUCUCUGGUUCUAUUUUAUUUCCUUCCAUUCUUCCAUUUUCUUCCAGUUUGAUAAGCAUGGAAGAAUAUCAGGAGCAGCCAUCCGGAGUUAUCUUUUAGAUAGAUCUCGUGUUUGUCAAGUUUUCGAUCCGGAACGUAACUAUCACUGUUUUUAUCUUCUUUGUGCUGCGCCGGCGGAGGAAGUUGAAAAGUACAAAUUGGGAAAACCCCAAAGCUAUCACUGGUGCAAUGCUUACUGAAUCUUGUAAAAAUACAUGGUGAGAAGAAUCUGCUUGGAUGCCUGGUAUCUGUUGCAUCUGCUCUAAGAGGUAGUAUGAGUUGGUUCAUGCUUCAUUGUACUGGAAUUUAAUAUAUGAGAUGCAGUUUUGAGAGGUGCAUAAAUUUUGCACAAAAUAACCUUAAUUACUCAGAUUGAAUGAUAAAGCUAUUGGUGGCAUAAUAUUUGUUGAA